AUGAGCAGCAGCACGAUCCCCGAACGGUCAAGCCAGCAAUACGGCCCGGGUGAUCUUCCCACUAAAAUUGUCGAAGAUGAGGAUGAACACGCUUACCAAAUGGAGGGUGCGGAUGGACAAAUCGACAACGGCACCGUGUCGAAACAACCCAGUCAACACAUCAUGAGGCCGGAUACUGGACGUAUGGUUGCAUGA
Messenger RNA from Histoplasma mississippiense, 195 nucleotides. RefSeq lists its product with no specific name. The record is from RefSeq and is a predicted model, not a curated record. The transcript has a single exon. Bases 1 to 195 code for a protein of 64 amino acids. Lineage: Eukaryota; Fungi; Ascomycota; Eurotiomycetes; Onygenales; Ajellomycetaceae.